AUGGAAACCUGGCUCCUCCUCAUCCUCACCACCCUCCUCCUCUCCUUCCUCCUCUCCCUCCUCCUCACCACCACCAAGAACCUCCCGCCGGGACCCACCACCAUCCCCAUAAUCAUCAGCUUCCUCUGGCUCCGGAAACCCUUCUCUGACCUCAAGCCCAUAAUUCGAACAUUCCAUGCCCGCUUCGGCCCAAUCAUCUCCCUCAAAAUUGGUUCCCGCCCCGCCAUAUUCAUCUCUAGCCGCUCCCUGGCCCACCAGGCCUUAAUCCAAAACGGCGCCGUCUUUGCCGACCGCCCCCCGGCAUUGGCCAUCAACAAAAUCAUCACCUGCAACCAGCACAACAUCAGCUCCGCAGUCUACGGCCCCACGUGGCGCCUCCUCCGCCGUAACCUCACCUCCGAAAUCCUCCACCCUUCCCGCGUCAAAUCCUACGGCGCCGCCCGCAAGUGGGUCCUCAACGUCCUCGCCAACCGCCUAACGAAAUCCCAAUCCAAAUCCGAUAAAGGAGUAGAAGUCAUUGACCAUUUCCGGUACUGCAUGUUCUGCUUGUUAGUGCUCAUGUGCUUCGGAGACAAACUCAACGAGUCUCAGAUCAUAAAAAUCAAAGAGGUCCAACGAAAAUUGCUGCUUGGAUUCAGCCGGUUUAACAUACUUAACUUCUGGCCUUCAUUCACUAAAAUCAUUCUCAAGAAAAGAUGGGCGGAGUUCUUCCGGUUACGUAAGGACCAAGCAGAUGUGCUUCUUCCUCUGAUUCGAGCACGAAAGGGCGCAAAUAAGAUAAAAAAGAAUGAUGGUUAUGUUCUUUCUUAUCUUGAUACGCUCUGGGAUCUCGAGCUUCCUGACGAGAAGAGGAAGUUGACAGAAGAGGAGAUCAUUAGCCUAUGUUCAGAGUUUCUCGACGCCGGAACAGAUACUACUUCCACCUCACUGCAGUGGAUCAUGGCCAACAUAGUGAAGUAUCCAGCUAUGCAGGAGAGGCUUUUGGCAGAGAUUAAAGGGGUUGUGGAGGAAACAGAGGAAGAGGUGAAAGAGGAGGACUUGCAGAAGAUGCCUUAUUUAAAAGCUGUGAUAUUGGAAGGAUUAAGGCGUCACCCUCCAGCUCAUAUCGUGGUGCCGCAUUCCGUCACGCACGACGUUGUUUUUGAAGGUCACGUGGUGCCGAAGAACGGGACGGUGAAUUUCAUGGUGGCGGAUAUGGGUUGGGAUCCGGAAGUGUGGGAGGAGCCUAUGGAGUUUAAGCCGGAGAGGUUUUUGAGUAAGGGAGAAGGAGAAGGAGUGGAUAUAACGGGGAGUAGAGAGAUUAAGAUGAUGCCGUUUGGGGUUGGGAGGAGGAUUUGUCCUGGACUGGGUUUGGCUACGCUUCAUUUAGAGUAUUUUGUGGCUAAUUUGGUUUGGAGAUUUGAAUGGAGAGGUGUGGAGGGAGAGGAUGUUGAUUUUGCAGAGAAGCAACAGUUCACUAUGGUCAUGAAGAAUCCAUUGAAGGCUCACAUUUCACCAAGAGUGAAGAAAUGAAUCAAAGGGUUUUGGGUUUUAAUGUACAUAUAUAUUUAGUGAGAUGCAUGCCUCGAUUAAGUUAGUCUGCUUUUAUCGAGAUGUUUAUGCAUCACCUAGGGAGAUUUGAUUUUGUUCACAAGUAGUAUCAUUGUUUCAAUUACUGAUCAAGUCUCACAGCUUUGUCACUCUUACCAAUUUAUUUAUUUG
Molecule: messenger RNA, 1701 nt
Organism: Fragaria vesca subsp. vesca
Lineage: Eukaryota; Viridiplantae; Streptophyta; Magnoliopsida; Rosales; Rosaceae
Product: cytochrome P450 89A2-like
Exons: 1
Coding region: 1-1512 (503 amino acids)
Cellular component (GO): membrane
Molecular function (GO): heme binding; oxidoreductase activity, acting on paired donors, with incorporation or reduction of molecular oxygen, NAD(P)H as one donor, and incorporation of one atom of oxygen; iron ion binding
Source: RefSeq, a predicted model, not a curated record